This is a messenger RNA of Linnemannia hyalina, 234 nucleotides long. Lineage: Eukaryota; Fungi; Mortierellomycota; Mortierellomycetes; Mortierellales; Mortierellaceae. The record is from the annotation of a GenBank genome assembly.
AUGGACGAACUGCAACCGCAAACAAAAGAGAUGGAGAAAAUCAUCUUCGACAACGGCAUCCAGGAGUUCAUCCUCAAGGCAGCUGACUUUUCGACCGACGACAUUAUCAACGACUUGGCCUACAAAUUGGGAGGGCUGGUUACUCUUAUCGGCAAACUUAAUAUCCGCUACCUCCAAAUCGGUAGCCACACCACCAAAAAGUAUCUCUCCGUCAAGCUCAGUGACGAACAAUAG